Molecule: messenger RNA, 1179 nt
Organism: Peronospora belbahrii
Lineage: Eukaryota; Oomycota; Peronosporomycetes; Peronosporales; Peronosporaceae
Source: the annotation of a GenBank genome assembly
AUGAAUAUUUGCAACUACGAGAGCGACGAUAGUGAUGACUACUCGAUUCACUUGGGCGUAUCAUCCAUUCCAAGCUGUGACGUGAACAAUGCGACAGUUCCUGUAAUGGCGUCGCUUGUGGUAGCGGACGAGUGUACGGCCGACCAUUGCGCUGCCACCGUGAACUUUGAAUCGUCUCUAGAUUGGGCUAUUGCAUUGCAAAGUAAUGGAGUCAGCAAUACAUUAACAGCACAGUUGACGUCUGGUGGUAAUACGGACGUUGUUCAUGUUGCCACGUUUCAGCCGAUGGCAGCUGCUGUCAUGAGUAGCGGUACGGCAAACAUCUCGGUGUGCGCUACGGAUGUCGACGUCACUGGCUUGAGGUUCUCGAGCGUGGAUAGCUGCAAUACGGCACAAAUUUGCAGAGGAUCAAGCAUGGACACGACGUGCACGACGGGGUUGAUGAACAAUGCAUAUGUUCGAAACGUUAGCUGCAGUGGAGAAAGCUGUAAGGGCAAAGUGAUGUUGAGUGAACCACUUCCCUGUGACGGGAGUACUGGAAUUGCUACGAACUUGAUUAUGGGCAUGAAGGUGGCAAACAGCACGCAGUCAAAUUUCGUGAGCGUGGGAAGUAUGACGGCCCCGACUUUUAAUAUCUCCGAUGCCAGCGGGUUCGAUAUUGGAAGUUCAGAGUUGGUUCUGACAACGAAUACCUUUUGUGUGAACUCGGGCAUAUCACUCAACCUGUCAUUUGCAGAUGGAAGCGUCUACGGUUCGAGUGAAACGAUGGUCGAAGUGGGCAAAGUGAGCAAAGUGAACUCGACCACGAACGGAACAGUGAUUGUGGAGCUCGCGUCGCCGUUGAGUGGUGAACUUGUGGAUGAUAAAAUUGAGGUAUCAUUAUCGCAGUGUGGUGUAUCAGCCACGGGGUUGUUUUCCGUUGGAAUGGGCUCCAGCGGCUCGUCUUCGGCGUUGAACGGGUCAACGGAAGUCUCGAACGUAGAUGCUGGGUUGACAGACUCAACUGGAUCGGUCUCUACACAAGAGGCAAACUCCUCUACAGGACUUUCCAAUAGCAUUAUUGUGGGCUCCGUGAUUGCUGGCGUGGCUCUUGCCGGCUUCAUAUUUGAGUAUGUUUAUCACAAGAGAAGGCAACCGAUGCCGAUGGCGCAAGACUCACCUGUCGUAACGCCUGUGUAA